This is a messenger RNA of Mycena citricolor, 5732 nucleotides long. Lineage: Eukaryota; Fungi; Basidiomycota; Agaricomycetes; Agaricales; Mycenaceae. The record is from the annotation of a GenBank genome assembly.
CCAGCUUGAACCCUCAGCUUGAACUUGACCUUUACUCCGUCACAAGCACAAAAUCGAGAUGGCUAAUAAGCGGAAAAAUACAGAUUCCGAGUCGGGGUCGGACUUUGAUCCAAGCGAUACGGAUGAUGAAUAUGUCACGCCGACCAUUUCGAAAUCUCAACGAAAGAAACCUGCCGGCCGGCAACCACAGAAGAAGCGAGCGAAACGCGAGAUUGACGCUGUCGCGACUGCAGAUGAACUGUCUGCUACCCCACAUCCAAAAUCUCUCCAUGUCAUCGCAAAAGAUGCGAACUUGAGAUCUACUCGAACGGCCUUGCUUCAAUGGUACUCGGCAGUCCACGCCUCUCGAAACAUGCCGUGGAGGAAGCCGUAUGAUCCCACAUUGAGAACCGAGGAGCGGGCCCAGCGCGCUUACGAGGUUUGGAUAUCAGAAAUCAUGCUGCAACAAACGCAAGUUGCCACCGUCAUCCCCUACUACAACAGGUGGAUGGAAAAAUUUCCCACCAUUCGUGAAUUGGCGUCCGCGUCUAUCGACGAUGUCAAUGCGCUCUGGAAAGGACUGGGCUACUAUAGUCGCGCCAGCCGUCUGCUCUCAGGAGCUCAAAAGCCUGCCGUGAUUACAACGGCAGAUUGCCUGACAAUGCAAGAGACAUGCAGGCCAAUAUACCUGGGAUUGGGCGAUACAGUGCUGGUGCAAUUUGCUCAAUCGCUUAUGGAGAAGCAGUUCCUGUCCUUGACGGGAACGUGAACCGACUGUUGAGUCGGUUUCUAGCACUCCAUGCGUCUCCUAAAGCGAAACAAACACUGGACAUUCUCUGGGAUGCUGCCAGUGUUUUCGUGCACGAUCUUGAUGCCUCUCAGCACCCCGGAGAUGUCAAUCAGGCGCUUAUUGAACUCGGUAGCACGGUCUGUAAAGUCCGAGACCCUGACUGCGAGAAUUGUACCAUCGGAAGCUGGUGCGCAGCGUAUAUUCAAAGUCAGACUGACCAGGACACUGGCGUGAACUCCGUCCCCGAUAUCGAAGACCUAUGCUCCCUGUGCGAGCCGGUCCCCCGUCCAUCACCGGUCACCGUCUUUCCUAUGAAAGCCGAAAAGAAAAAGUCACGCGAGGAACUUGACUUGGUGAACGUUAUCGAAUGGCGCGCCGGGUCUGAUCGGAGAUUCCUGUUAGUCAGACGGCCGGAAGGAGGUGAUUAUCUUGUCCAUCACCGAUCAGUGAACGAUUUUAAUCGUCGGUGUUUUGUAUCCAGGUCUGUUAGCUGGGCUGGAUGAAUUCCCGACUUGCCCGAAUAUUUCCGCUUCGCUUUCCUCGGCUCAAGCGCGGAGUAGCGUGGAGGACUUGCUUUCCACCUUGCUCCAUCCAGAUGAGCAAUCAUUCAAAUCUCCGUCCAAAGCCCUAGAUGGUCUAAAGAUCAGCCACAUCAAAGCAGCAGGGGAUGUGGUCCAUGUCUUCUCGCAUAUCAAGAAAACGUACAGAGUGCAAUGGGUCCUUCUCGAGGGCCUAUCGAAUCCCCCCACUCUGGCCUCGACCACUGCUGGUGUUCUCCCGAUCAAAAAAUCUGCGAAGAAGUUGAACCCUGCUCUGAGUGAACCCUGCACUGCCUGGGUUCCUCUAGACACAGUCGCGUCGAGAAACAUCGGAACCGGUGUGAUGAAGGUCUGGAAACUGGCCCAGCUCCUUUGGGAAUGACCUUUCCUUGGUCACGAAAGUACAACCGCAGUAGCCAAUAGACUAACCAAUAAAUACUGAGCGUCUAGACGCGUUGUGUACAUAAGAGAAGGGACAGGCGCUAUUCCUCUGGACGCGGCUCGAUUGCCUGCUCUGCUCGUGGUCCCCCCGACCCAGACGGCCCAUUCUAGAAACGAUCGAAAAAUGCGCUCUUGGGGAGAUUGAAUGUCCCACUCACCUGCCUCAGCUUCGCGAGGUGAAUCUUCAACGUCUCGGCAUAGUUGUCGAAGCCCAGCGUCGACAUGGCAUACAGGAUGUCUUCCCCACCAAUGGUUUUUCGCUUCUCGGACAGACAGCGCUCCGCUGCUUCAGAAGUGAUGAAGGAAAUGAACUCGGAGACACAUUCCUGCACGCAUUCCUUCGCGUCUUUGGCUAUCUUCGCGGUGGGUGGGACCGAGGCUUUCAUGAUCCGCGAAACAUUGGCGAUCUGGAUGCAUCAGGUCAGCUGGUGGUCCUCGGCUAAGCGGGCACGCGAGCGCUGGAAGAUGGACUCACGGGUAGGAAUCUGUCCUGCUCUCUGUACUCGCCCACUUCCUGCUCGGUGAUAGGGACGGCGGGCGUUUCAGGGGGCGGCUCGGUGCCAUCCUGUGCGGCAAUGAUGGGAUGACGGUCUGCCAUCGGAUAUUUUGAGGUAGCCUCCGGGGCCGCGUCCAAUCCGAGCACGUUUCAAGGGCUGCAAUCUGAGUGGCUGGUCGGAGGGAGCAGUGAAGGGUGGCGGUGCAGACAUGGCUGUGUCGCCGAGGUAAACAACGAGAAGAGCCACAAACAACUGAAACCUUCGCAUUGCUCGGAAAGGAAAGAGCAAGCGUCUAGACUCCACCCUCUAACUCUGCACGCAUAAGGAACACGUACGACGUGGUGGAAAAAACAAGACAAAGCGUGAUUACGAUUGACUCCAAGUCACGCAUCUAUUGGUACUUAUUAACAGCUUGAUGAGAGAUGGCCUCAGGGUCGUUGCACUCCACCGCUUAGUAAGUCUCAGGGAUGCAGAGUUCGCGCUGCAUGUCCCAAAAAGUCUCUGGUCGGUUGCUGUGAUAGGAUGAGGAUGCGUAUGAAGCUGCGGCGCUGCACGUGUCGGUCUAACGCGCCAACAUCCCAAGUCAAUUCCAAAUCGAUAGCCGUAUUGAGACCGAACGUGGAAUGAGCAUCCACGAAUAGUGCAGCGCGCGUCCGAAUCGAGGAAGUAUUCCAGGAAGUGAGGGAAAACAUGAGAUAUUCCGGGAAUCAACGCGUGCUGACAAGAUCCGUGCGGACGACCACGCGAAUCCAGGCCAUCGUUCACAGCGACUUUGUUGCUUAGCAGCCGGGCCACGGCGUGUAUCGCCGUUGUACUUCGAAGGAGUCGUCAAGUUACGUCCGGACUCAGCGGGAUGACUUGGUCUCCACGACUCGGGAAGAGUUCCACGACAGACCCUGGAGCGAAUGCGAUGCGUCGGCCGGCGUCCAAGAUGCUCGAACCGGCCUUCGAUUCCUCAUGGAGCCAAAGUAUGAGCUUGCAGAUGAUUAGGAAGCUUGAUAGCAGAGGAGACUGGAAGAUGAUUGAGAUGUUACUCGAAUCGAUGAGAUGGCCCGUCGAAUGUAAGGGAUUGAAUCAAGAUUGAACUUGCCGGCGGCGUCAAACAAGAAGAUGAUCAAGACACAACAUCUCGGCGCGACCUGGUGGCACAUGAUAAGGGUUCAUGCGUACACAAAAAAGGCACACGAGUGCCACGCAAGUGUCUUGCUUAUCGGGUGGCACGCUUUCGUCUCGCUCUGACGACGCAACGCGAUGUACGCCGCGAUGCAGAGCCGCGGUCGCCCACUCGAGCGAGGUCGGUCACACGAUCAAACUCGGCUUUCCGCCCUCGGCGACACCCGCUCAUCCUCACCAUCACCUUCUAACAGUUCCCCACGCACCCCCGCUUCUCGUUCCCGCUCCCACUCUCACUCCCGCCCUGCCACUCCUCCUCCCGCUCUGACUCUGUGUGACCAAGUACACAACGCGUAUGCCGCGGACGACUUCCACUUAGCCAAGGUGCUGCUUCUGCGGCUCCAAGGCAUCGAGGUUACGUCUGACAAUGAUCCUCGUAUCGCCGCCGUAAAGGACGAAGACUUCGACGUUUGUUUCCUGCCAUACGGUGCACCCGACGACGGCCGGGGCAAGCCGAGCCAGAAUUAUAGCUCGGAAAGCAAGUUGGCCGCGGCCGCGGAGGCUCGCCGGGCCGCACAGCUGAAAGAGAAGGAGCUCCUCUGGGAGAACGAGUCUCGCCGGCAUCGUGAUGAGCGCGCUCGCUGGACUGCCAUGAAGCGACGCCAGGCCGCGGCAGAGGUCAUGGAGGAGCAGGAGCAGCUGAGGUUACGUUUGGUCAAAGAGAGACAGGCUGCCGCAGCGGUCUUGGAUAUGGGUCGCCGCCGGACGAGACCGGUAGCACGGGCGCUAAGCUAUGCGGUAGACCGCCCAUCUGUCCCCGCACCUCCUGUCCGUUUCACAUACGACUUCCCUUUCACUCCACGCAACAAUGUGCCUACGCGCGUCCGUCCUGCAGUCGAGGCAAGACCUGCUGCCCCGAAAGUGGAGCCAUUGCCCCGUGACGAAGCGCCUGAAUAUCGGUCUCCUAUUCGAGUGACGUUUCAGCAAGUGUUGAACAGCAUGCAGGGCGAUCUAUUUCCAGUGCUGUCGAGCGAGCGCAUUCUGACACGCAGUUCCGAGCCACGCCGGGAACGCAUGUUGAUAGAUAUCUUGCUGGACCGCAGUGGCUACCUCCUGGCUGGCAUCGACAAGGGAAAGCAACGCGCGGAGCCCAUGACAUGCUCCAGUUGCGAGUCCUUGCCGUCGCCCCCGCCGUCGUCUCCGUCGACUUCGUCCUCAGGUUUAUCUCGGGCAGGCUCUUGGUUGUCUUUUGCGGGAUCCUCGCGGCGAUCGAGCAACGCAAGCGUCACGACAGCAACAUCCUCGUGGAGGACGUCAUCGACCUUGCUCGAUUCUCCAUCUCUUUCGAAGUCUCCGCAGCCAUCGUCCUAUAUCCGACGACAAUUGAGUGCGCGUAAUUGGAUCAGCGCUGGGCCACGAGCCGCAUCGCCUUCUCCGGUUCGACCUGGUGGAGGAUGCACAUGUCGCUGGCGGAAUUCCACGCGCGUAUUCGCAUCCACACAUCCGUUGCGCAUGCCUGAACCUCCUCCCGCUGUCACCGCGGCUAUGGCUUCCGUCAUCCCGAGCCUCUUUUCUUCGAUCGCUUCCUUGGCCCGCACUGUUCAGACAUCUUAUGUCCGGGCUGUUGUUGUCGGCUACGACGUUUCGGCAGAAUGGAUCGAAGAGGAGGAGGCCAUCUGGGCCGAGCGGCCCACGGUUUUCAAGGAUCCGCCCGCUGUCCAGCGUGCUCCUUGUGUGCUGCCACUGCGUCCGGCAGGGUCCCGCGUCGAAUCUUCUGAUCUUCGCCGAUUCCUAGCCCGAGAACCCAAGCCUGAUGCCGUCCAGAUUGUCCCGCUAGCCCAUCUUUCGCGGCUGACUUCGUCGCGGGGAGAAGAGUUUACGCGGUCGCAUCGCCGGACGGAACUGCCCGCUCCGUUUCCUCAUCCCGUUGUUUUCAGAACUCCCCAGCCGCUUCCCAAGAGCCCUUGGCUGACUGUGCCGAACUUUGUCGACCAUCAGGAGGAGUUGCCGGCGCGCCCCCGGGCUGUUCCCAACAGCGCUUUCCUGCGCGUCAAGGCUUUGCACAACGAUGCUUUGGUCCAAGGCUCGGUUCCCCCCGUGCCGAAGAUACGCCUCCCCCGUGAGGCUGUGCUGGGUGUGGGUUCUCAUCCUCUGCCCGAGGGGCGCGUCGCCAACGGCAGUGCGUUGAGAUUUGUUUUGGAUGUCAUCGAUUGAUGCGGUUAUGUUGUCGUAUUGCUUUACAUUGUACAUGCUUAUUCUAGACAGCCUAGAUAUAUACUACUAAUCACCUCUACCUGGAACCCAGCGGCACUAUGAUUGACAUUUUACUCGACUUGCACGUGCGAACAGUUACAUCAUGUGAUCGUGUUUAUC